CUUUUCCAAAGAUAUUUUUCCUUAGGUCCUUAAUCCUAAUAUAUAGCUAAAUAUACAUCCAUGUAAAAAGGAUAUCGUAUUCCCUAAAUGCAGUAAGCCAAGGAAGAGAACAGAUAUAAUAAACAAAACGAAAAUAUAAAAAUCAUGGGCAUUCCUGGGUUAUGGGACGAAUUUCGAGAUUGCUAUCGUGAAACGAAUCUUUUAGAGCUCUCUACGACUUGCUGGAAUACCGAAAAACGCUGCCUAAAAAUUGCUGUUGAUGCAGCUAUAUGGUCGGUACAGAUUCAGGCUAGUCAAGGUGGUACCAAUCCAGCAUUAAGGACGCUAUUUUAUAGACUUUGUCAUUUCCUUGAAUGGGGUAUUAACGUUGUAUUUGUAUUCGAUGGUCCAAACAAACCUCCUUGGAAAAGGAAUCGCCAUAUUCGAUCAGAUGUCUCAAAUGACUCAGGGAAUUACCGGUCAAUGAAGCAUCUCAUUCAGCUUUUUGGAAUGCAGGUAUGGAAUGCUCCAGGAGAAGCUGAAGCUGAGUGUGCGAAACUUCAAAGACUGGGAUUGAUUGAUUAUGUUUUGACGGAAGAUGUUGAUGCUUUCGCUUUUGGAGCUACUAAAGUUAUAAGAAAUGGUUCUGACGCAAAGAAACCAUUUUUUAAAGUCAGGAUUUACGAAAUGGAGAAGAUAACUGAAGAACUCAGCGUCAAUCAUACUGGUAUUAUAUUGAUCGGCUUGAUGAGAGGAGGAGACUACCAUUUAAAAGGUAUAGAGCAUUGUGGUCUUCAAACAGCGAUAGGAGCUGCUAAGCUAGGCUUUGGUGAUUCUUUAGUUUCUUCAGACAGUCUGAAUAGCUGGAGGAGUCAAUUACAAAACUGCAUCCGAACAAAUAAGAACAACACUUUUGGCUAUAAACGGCCAAACUUCACUAUCGAGCAAGGGUUCCCAGACCCUUUAGUAAAGCAUUACUAUACAAAUCCAGAAAUCUCUUCCGAACAUAAGUUAAAAGCUCACUUUUCCCAAGUCGAGUGGUCUCAAAAACCUGAUAUUCAAGCUUUGUAUACUUAUGCCCAAAGGCGAUUUCAAUGGAUAAACCUACAUGGGAAUAUUAAGUUUGUAAAUAAUAUAGCUUAUCCUUUACUCAUUUUUGAAGUUCUCCAUUCUACUGCUAAAGACUCAAAAUACUAUAAGGCGUCUCAUAAGACACGAAGACAGAAAUCUACCGGCAUGAUAUUAGAAAAACAAAUUACUUUCUAUCCAAACAAGUUUUUGAAUUGUGAAUGGUGCACCGAAACGAACGUAAAUGAUAAUGAGGCCAAUACUUCACUAAUGAAUCAAUGGAGGUUACUUUUGAAAGAGAGUACAGCAUGGGUCCCCGCCUGCUUCAUAAAAACCGAUUCAUAUGCAAACAUUUCCCAGUUUUUUGGAAGAACAAAUUCAGAUUUAGGACGUUUAGUUCAGAAAACCAAGCGACUGUCUUUGGAUCCAGAAGAAAGUGGUAAAUCCAUGUACGUUGGGAGAGAAAAAACUACAGUUACUAGAAAGCCACCAACUCUUCUUUCAACAAACUUGUUUUCAAAAUCACAUAAGGAAUUACCUUCUUCACGAACAUUACUGCAAGCAACCGAUGAUUCUUUUACGGAUGAUGAUCUUCCAAAAGUUCAUGAGGUCCUUCCUAAAAGCCCUAAAAAAGCAGGAAGCAGCAAACAAGAUCAACUUGGCAGUCGACAUAGUAAAGAUUCGACUAUCAAAUCCAUGAAAAGUUUAUCAAAAGAUCAAUUACUAAAAAGAAUAUACAUUAGAGAAAGCCUUAAUGGGACUUGGAAGGAAGAUUUAGGGACAAGCGGACGGAGGAAAAUGUAUGAGAAUAUACCCAUUAUUGACUUGUCUUGAUGUUUUUAUAUAACUUUUUGAAACGCUGUAUGAAAAUUUAUCGUUAAGAUUCUAAAAAGACCUGUAACCGAUGUAACAAAUUCAUCCAUUUAACACGUAUCCGAUUCUGGCUGGAAGCGUUACCUUUUUUGUUGUUAUUUAUAAUGAAAGAAAUCUCUCGAAAAAGCAACUCCUUCUGUCUUUCUUUUUCUUUUGGUGAUAGUAAUUUUUGUGAAUGCAUCAAGUGCUUCAUCCAUCUCUGACAAACUCUUUCUAGUAAACCUGGCUUCUUAAUUUUUUUAUAAAAUGCAAUUACCUUUUGAUAUAUUUUAGGAUAAGGGAUUCGAUCUUUGUUCAAUAGAUAAUACAUUCGAGAAUAUAUAUCUGGAUAGCUGUUAUUGGUAAUUCCAGCGGCAG
Messenger RNA from Schizosaccharomyces cryophilus OY26, 2277 nucleotides. Its product is annotated as XPG I region-containing protein. Lineage: Eukaryota; Fungi; Ascomycota; Schizosaccharomycetes; Schizosaccharomycetales; Schizosaccharomycetaceae. The transcript is spliced from 2 exons. The record is from RefSeq and is a predicted model, not a curated record. Gene Ontology annotation, molecular function: 5'-flap endonuclease activity. Bases 145 to 1881 code for a protein of 578 amino acids.